Molecule: messenger RNA, 2018 nt
Organism: Lycium barbarum (goji berry)
Lineage: Eukaryota; Viridiplantae; Streptophyta; Magnoliopsida; Solanales; Solanaceae
Product: cytochrome P450 71A3-like
Exons: 2
Coding region: 149-1669 (506 amino acids)
Molecular function (GO): heme binding; oxidoreductase activity, acting on paired donors, with incorporation or reduction of molecular oxygen; iron ion binding
Source: RefSeq, a predicted model, not a curated record
UAGUUUGCGUGGUGAAGCUUAUCUGAAUGUACAUGCACACAAAUAAAUAUCAGCUUAAGCAGUACUAAUUCCUCAAUUUUAUACACUUAAAUUAUAGAUUUCUCCCCUCAAUAUUCCUUGCCAAAAAUAAAAAUAAAAAUAAAAAUAAAUGGAUCUUCCCUGGUAUUCUCUUCUAAUUCCUCUGUUUGUCUUCAUUUUCUUCCUUCAUCAAUGGUUCUUUACUACUUCAAAUCACAAAAAACGGUUACCACCAUCUCCAAGAAAGCUUCCAAUCAUAGGAAAUCUGCACCAACUAGGGCCGCUUCCUUACCGUUCUCUCCAUAAACUAUCAGAAAAACAUGGUCCAGUCAUGCUACUUCACUUGGGCAGUAAGCCAGUGCUUAUUGCUUCCUCUGUAGAUGCUGCUCGCGGUAUCAUCAAAACCCACGAUCUCGUCUGGUCAAACAGACCUAAAUCUAGAAUGGCUGAUAGACUCCUUUAUGGCUCCAAGGAUGUGGCCUUUAGUCCCUAUGGUGAAUACUGGAGACAAAUUAAAAGCAUCGCCGUGCUUCACCUUCUCAGCAACAAACGAGUCCAAUCUUAUCGCGAUAUCAGAGAAGAAGAAACAUCGAGUAUGAUUGAAAAAAUCAGACAAGAUUGUGGUUCUUCGAGUUCAGUGAUUGAUCUAAGAGAUCUUUUCUGCUGUAUGACUAAUAACAUAGUUAGCAGAGUGGCCUUAGGGAGAAAAUAUAAUAAAGGAGAAAGUGGAAUUAAUCCUAAGGUCACCCUUGAUGAAACUGGUGAGCUUUUGGGUACUUUUAACGUUGGGGAUUAUAUUCCAUGGCUUGUAUGGGUUAAUAAAAUCAUUGGUUUGGACACCAAAGUGGAGAAAGUAGCUAAAGAGUUGGAUACAUUUUUGGAGAGUGUGAUUGAAGAACACAUUAUUAGGAACAAGAAAGGAGAAAACCGUGCAGGUGAAGCUAAAGACUUCGUGGACAUUUUGUUGGAAAUUCAAAAUGGAAAAGAAACUGGAUUUCCUCUUCAAAGGGAUUCAUUGAAGGCUCUCAUCUUGGAUAAUUUUGCUGCUGGUACGGACACAACGUAUACAGCUUUAGAGUGGAUAAUGACAGAGCUUUUGAGGCAUCCAAGAGCCAUGGAAAAAUUACAGAAUGAAGUGCGAGGAUUAGCCCAAGGGAAAGCGGAGAUAACUGAGGACGACUUAGGAAAUAUGCAUUAUCUGAAAGCAGUGAUCAAAGAGGCUCUCAGGCUUCAUCCACCGGUUCCACUACUAGUUCCUCGAGAAUCAACAGAAGACAUAAAAUUACUUGGCUACCAUAUAGCUGCUAAAACUCAAGUCAUUAUCAAUGCUUGGACAAUCGGAAGAGAUCCUUUAUCAUGGGAAAAUCCAGAGGAGUACCGGCCAGAAAGGUUCUUAAAUAGUAAUAUUGAUGUUAAAGGACUAAACUUUGAGUUGAUUCCCUUCGGAGCUGGUAGAAGGGGCUGCCCAGGAGCUGCUUUUGCUAUUGUGAUAAAUGAGCUAGCAUUAGCAAGGCUUGUGCACAAGUUCAAUUUUUCAUUGCCAGGAGGGUUGAAACCGGAUGAUUUGGAUAUGACUGAAAGCAGUGGCAUCACUAGUCGUAGGAAAUCACCUUUGCUAGCAGUGGCCACCAGAGGCGAAGCCAGGAUUUGAAGCUUGUUGGUUCGGAAUUCUAAUUUUUUAAAGUUACUGGGUUCUUAAUUAAUAAUUCAUAAAUAUUUGACAAAAAAUUUAAUACAAAUAUAUAGUUCGGACAAAAGCUACUGGAUUCGGCCGAACCCACACCCGAGGGGCUAGCUCCGCCCCUGGUGGCCACUCCAUGCUCUAGUUAUUAUGAGUGUGUUUAUCUCCAUUUAGUCCUAUAUAUUAUGCAGAUCACUUAUCUUAAUUGCCAAUAUAUGCCAUGGAACAUUGUUGCUAAUAAGUUCACAUGAUGUGAAAUAAGUGUACUGAUCGAUUCCCUUUCUGAUUGUUUUAUACAUUGGCCAAAUAGUUCAAGCUA